UUCUCCUUAACCACAGGCUGUAGCCACAACUCCGCGCGGAAAGCCGGGAGCUCCAGGACCGCUGCACAGUCAACAACCCGCUUUUCGCGGGGCCGCGGGGACGGCCACAGAAGCCAAUAGGCUCCAGUUACGUCACAAAUCCUGCCCUCAAGCCUGAGGAGCCCACCCCACGCACUGCUGACCCGGAGCCAAAAGGGCCGCCUGGCGCCCGACUCUGGCGUCACUUCCUUUCCCGCAAUGGCGGCACAGGGAGCUGCUACGGCGGUUGCAGCCGCUACUUCAGGGGUCGCGGGGGAGGGCGAGCCCGGGCAUGGGGAGAAUGCGGCCGCUGAGGGGGCCGCCCCAUCCCCGGGUCGCGUCUCUCCGCCGACCCCGGCACGCGGCGAGCCGGAAGUCACGGUGGAGAUUGGAGAAACGUACCUGUGCCGGCGGCCGGAUAGCACCUGGCAUUCUGCUGAAGUGAUCCAGUCUCGGGUGAAUGACCAGGAGGGCCGAGAGGAAUUCUAUGUACACUACGUGGGCUUUAAUCGGCGGCUGGAUGAGUGGGUAGACAAGAACCGGCUGGCACUGACCAAGACGGUGAAGGAUGCUGUGCAGAAGAACUCAGAGAAGUACCUGAGCGAGCUCGCCGAACAGCCUGAGCGCAAGAUCACUCGCAACCAAAAGCGCAAGCAUGAUGAGAUCAACCAUGUGCAGAAGACUUAUGCAGAGAUGGAUCCCACCACGGCAGCCUUGGAGAAGGAGCACGAGGCGAUCACCAAGGUGAAGUACGUGGACAAGAUCCACAUCGGGAACUAUGAAAUUGAUGCCUGGUACUUCUCACCGUUCCCCGAAGACUAUGGGAAACAGCCCAAGCUCUGGCUCUGCGAGUACUGCCUCAAGUACAUGAAAUACGAGAAGACCUACCGCUUCCACCUGGGCCAAUGCCAGUGGCGGCAGCCCCCGGGGAAGGAGAUCUACCGCAAGAGCAACAUCUCUGUGUACGAAGUCGAUGGCAAAGACCAUAAGAUUUACUGUCAGAACCUGUGUCUGCUGGCCAAGCUUUUCCUGGACCACAAGACACUGUAUUUUGAUGUGGAGCCAUUCGUCUUUUACAUCCUGACCGAGGUGGACAGGCAGGGGGCCCACAUUGUCGGCUACUUCUCCAAGGAGAAGGAGUCCCCAGAUGGGAACAAUGUGGCCUGCAUCCUGACCUUGCCCCCCUACCAACGCCGAGGCUACGGGAAGUUCCUCAUUGCUUUCAGUUAUGAGCUAUCCAAGCUGGAGAGCACGGUCGGCUCCCCAGAGAAACCGCUGUCUGACCUGGGCAAGCUCAGCUACCGCAGCUACUGGUCCUGGGUGCUGCUGGAGAUCCUGCGGGACUUCCGGGGCACGCUGUCCAUCAAGGACCUCAGCCAGAUGACCAGCAUCACCCAGAAUGACAUCAUCAGUACUCUGCAGUCCCUCAACAUGGUCAAGUACUGGAAGGGCCAGCAUGUGAUCUGUGUCACACCCAAGCUGGUGGAGGAGCACCUCAAAAGUGCACAGUAUAAGAAACCACCCAUCACAGUGGACUCCGUCUGCCUCAAGUGGGCACCCCCCAAGCACAAACAAGUCAAGCUCUCCAAGAAGUGAGCGGCCUGGCCCCCGUCGUUGGACCCGUGCCUCCUGGCCCCCAGCCUGUAAAUAUGUACAGACCCGUUUUGUCAUUUUUUUAUUAAAGUCCAUUCUGCUGGUGGCCCUGGACUUUGGAGAUGGGAGGGAGAGGCCAAGAA
Molecule: messenger RNA, 1754 nt
Organism: Saimiri boliviensis boliviensis (Bolivian squirrel monkey)
Lineage: Eukaryota; Metazoa; Chordata; Mammalia; Primates; Cebidae
Gene: KAT8
Product: lysine acetyltransferase 8
Biological process (GO): regulation of DNA-templated transcription
Cellular component (GO): NSL complex; MSL complex; NuA4 histone acetyltransferase complex
Molecular function (GO): histone H4K16 acetyltransferase activity
Source: RefSeq, a predicted model, not a curated record